Gavialis gangeticus (Gharial) is the source of this 2310-nucleotide messenger RNA. RefSeq names its product glycyl-tRNA synthetase (gene GARS1). Lineage: Eukaryota; Metazoa; Chordata; Crocodylia; Gavialidae. Gene Ontology annotation, molecular function: ATP binding; glycine-tRNA ligase activity. Bases 1 to 2085 code for a protein of 694 amino acids. The record is from RefSeq and is a predicted model, not a curated record. Gene Ontology annotation, cellular component: cytoplasm; mitochondrion. Gene Ontology annotation, biological process: mitochondrial glycyl-tRNA aminoacylation. The transcript is spliced from 18 exons.
AUGCGAUGCAGUGGCAAACGGAAGCUGCCUGGCACUGUGCAGGCAUGGUGCGUCCUGCUGCCCCCUGGCCAUGCCGUGCGGCUGCAGGGGGAACUAGUAAGAAAGUUGAAAGAGGAGAAAGCUCCCCAGGUGGAUGUAGACAGAGCUGUAGCAGAGCUCAAAGCUCGGAAGAAGACCCUAGAAGCCAAGGAACUGGCUUUGCAACCCAAAGAUGAUAUUGUGGACAGAUCUAAGAUGGAAGAUACCUUGAAACGGAGAUUUUUCUAUGAUCAGGCUUUUUCUAUUUAUGGAGGUGUUAGUGGCCUUUAUGACUUUGGGCCUGUUGGAUGCGCUUUGAAGAACAACAUUAUCCAAGCCUGGAGGCAGCACUUUAUCCAGGAGGAGCAGAUCCUAGAGAUAGACUGCACCAUGCUCACCCCAGAGCCAGUCCUGAAGACCUCUGGCCACGUAGACAAGUUUGCUGACUUCAUGGUGAAAGAUGUGAAGAGUGGGGAGUGCUUUCGUGCUGAUCAUCUCUUGAAAGCUCACUUGCAGAAGCUGAUGUCUGACAAGAAAUGUACAGCUGAGAAGAAGGCAGAAAUGGAAAAUGUCUUAACACAGCUGGACAACUAUGGUCAGCAAGAGCUUACAGAUCUGUUUGUGAAUUACAACGUGAAGUCUCCUAUAACAGGGAAUGACCUGUCCCCACCUGUGUCUUUCAACCUGAUGUUCAAGACCUCUAUUGGGCCUGGGGGAAACAUGCCAGGUUAUCUGAGGCCAGAAACUGCACAGGGAAUUUUCCUCAACUUCAAGCGUCUAUUGGAAUUCAAUCAAGGCAAACUGCCCUUUGCUGCUGCCCAGAUUGGAAACUCUUUCAGAAAUGAGAUCUCACCCCGUUCAGGCCUCAUUAGAGUCAGGGAGUUUACCAUGGCAGAAAUCGAGCACUUUGUGGAUCCCAACGAGAAGCAGCACCCCAAGUUCCAAAACGUGGCAGAUCUCCGCAUCCUGCUCUACUCUUCCAAAGCCCAGGUCAGUGGGCAGUCUGCCCACAUGAUGUGUCUGGGAGAUGCUGUUGAGCAGGGUGUAAUCAAUAACUCAGUUUUAGGUUAUUUCAUCGGCAGAAUCUACCUCUUCCUUGUAAAGGUUGGCAUAUCCCCAGACAAACUGCGCUUCCGACAGCAUAUGGAGAAUGAGAUGGCUCAUUACGCCUGUGACUGCUGGGAUGCAGAAUCCAAAACCUCGUAUGGGUGGAUUGAGAUUGUUGGUUGUGCUGAUCGCUCUUGCUAUGACCUCUCCUGCCACGCCAGGGCCACCAAAGUUCCUCUUGUAGCCGAGAAGCCUCUGAAAGAACCCAAAACAGUUAAUGUUGUUCAAUUCGAGGCAAAUAAGGGAGCCAUUGGCAAGGCUUACAAGAAGGAUGCAAAGCUGGUGCUAGAAUAUCUUUCCAUCUGUGAUGAGUGUUACAUCUCCGAGAUGGAAAAGCUGCUGAAUGAGAAAGGGGAAUUUACUGUUGAAACUGAAGGGAAAACCUUUAAUUUAACAAAUGACAUGGUCAGUGUGAAGAGAUUCCAGAAAACAGUGCAUGUGGAAGAAAUCAUCCCAAAUGUGAUCGAACCCUCCUUCGGCAUUGGGAGGAUCAUGUACACGGUGUUUGAACAUACAUUCCACGUCCGGGAAGGAGACGAGCAGCGCACGUUCUUCAGCUUCCCUGCCGUUGUCUCACCAUUCAAGUGCUCCGUCCUUCCUCUGAGCCAAAAUCAGGAAUUCAUCCCUUUUGUCAAGGAACUCUCUGAAGCACUCACCCGGAACGGCAUCUCCCACAAAGUGGACGACUCCUCAGGGUCCAUCGGCCGGCGCUAUGCCAGGACGGACGAGAUCGGCGUGGCUUUCGGCAUCACGAUCGACUUCGACACGGUUAACAGGACACCUCACACGGCCACACUCAGAGACCGUGACUCGAUGCGUCAGAUACGGGCUGAGGUCUCUGAACUUCCGACCAUAAUCCGUGACCUGGCAAAUGGCUGCAUAACUUGGGCCAAUGUGGAGGCCAAGUAUCCGCUCUUUGAGGGACAAGAGACUGGCAAAAAGGACACAAUAGAGGAAUAGACUAUGAACCUGACACGCACCCUAUCAGAUGCCCACUUUUUACUGUUCAUGUUAAUAUGAAAUAAACUUAUCAUGUGUAUUAUUCAAAGCUGCAUUGAUUGUGCACCCAGGGACUAUUUGGUUUUAUUUGUUUCCUCAAUUGCUGCCUGAUUUUAACUUCAAACUGAAAUAAUUGCAAUUAAAGCUAAAGGUGUUCUGAAUAAACACGCCAUUGCAUAUGCUUGC